AUGAGGCUCCUUUCGAGGGACACCAGCUUCAACACCGUCGCCAGCGCCCUUUCGCUGGCUGCCGCCAACUACAAGCCCAUCCCGCAGCUUCCCACCGCCAACCAGAGCACGGCUAUCUCGGCCGCUAACACUGGCGGUCGCAACACCGUCAACACCCAGCCCAACUCUUUCCAGGUCCAAAACACUGGUUCCACUACCGACUGGACCGCCACUCACAAUUCCUCCGACUGGGGUGUUCCCUCGACACUCUAUGUUCCUGUCGAGGCCCUCAAUCAGACUGCCAGCGCCGACGCCGACCCUGCCCGCAAGCUGGCUUCUUCACGAAAGGUGGGCCCAGGGAAUUGUCCCUACUCCUCCGGCUACACGCCAAACGGUGGAUGGGCCAAGCUUCCGCCUCCCACCUUUCCUGCCUUCGACCCGGUGAAAGCGACCAUCAUGCGCUAUCGACAGCAGCAGGGCGUCAACCUCGGCGCCUGGUUUGUGCAGGAGGGUUGGAUGGAGGGCAACUUCAUGUCGUGUGCCACGGGUACAAAGCAGGCUGAAUUCGACAUCCUCGACGGAUUCGGAACUUCGAGCGACGGCCUCACUUCGGCUCGUGCCUACAUGGAGGAGCGUUGGGACACGUGGAUCACAGAAGAUGAUUUCCGAAACUUGGCCGCGCAGGGCAUCAACACGGUGCGCCUGCCCAUCGGCUACUGGUCUGCCGGUCCCUACUUCACCCACUACAGCCCGUUCGACCAGUACAAGUCGGUCUACGAGUACAGCUGGCGCUACGUUGCGCGAGCCAUCAACUGGGCUGCCAAAUACGACAUUGGCGUCAUCGUCGACCUUCACGGCGCCUACGGCUCCCAAAACGGCCAGGCUCACUCUGGCCUCAACGAUGGAAACAUUGAAUGGUACAACUCGUGGAAUCAGGGCCUCACCACCGAGCUCCUUGUGUGGAUCGCAAAGGAGAUCUCGGAUGUGACCAACGUCAUUGGCAUCGAGCUGCUCAACGAGCCGCAGAAUCGCGACAGCUACUGGAGCUGGCUGCCUACUGCGAUGGAUGCCAUGCGCAACGCUUCCUCGUAUGCCAAGACCAUCCCACUCUACUUCCACGACGCCUUUGUUCUCAGCAAGGGUGCUGCGUUCGUCCAGUCUCGUUCCGACUACGUCGUGUCCGACCACCACGCCUACUACGUCUACACCCCCUCCGAUCAGGCCCUCACGGCUCAGGGACACAUCACCAAGCUCGACGGCUCCAUCUUUACGCAGUUUGGCAAGCAGUCUUCGGUCGCUCGCCGCAACCUCAUCGUUGGAGAGUGGUCGUGCGCCCUGGCUUGGAGCUCCAUCAAGGACAGCAAGAACCCUCAAAAGGACCAGAUGGAGUUCUGCCAGACUCAGCAAGAUAUUUGGCAGACCACCGGCGCUGGUUGGACGUUUUGGUCGUACAAGAUGGAGAACUGCGACCAGAACUCCGGUUGGUGUUUCCAGAGCGCCUCGAACCAGUUCCUGCAGGGCAACUUUUCAUCGUGGGGCAUUCCUGUCUCAUCGGCCUCCCUUGCCGGUGCCGGUAACGUAACGGGAGACAAGCUCGGCUUCGUUUCGCCUAUCCGAACCGAGAUCAGCCGCAUCCAACUUCCCUCCAACAGCACCGUCGCCAAGUCGGCCAAGUCGUUCCUCGCGGUUGCAGCGCAAUCCGACGACGACCAAGACGAUGACGGCGACGACAUCAGCAAGGUCGGCCCACACGGUUUCGGCAACUCGCUUUUGGCUGUCAACGCUUCCGAAGCCUCCCCUUCGCAGCACAAGGUCGAAGAACGCGGUGUCGGAAGCUACACCACCUUCGCCGCACGUCGAGCCCAGCAGGAUCGUCUGCUCACCCGUGCCGCUUCCAACACCACCGUCGGCGACCGCGGCUUUUCGGAUGGCUUCUACACCUCGCGCAUCCUCGCUUCUUCCACCGACUCGCUCUCGCGUCUCGGCUUCGCCAACCAGUACCAGAUGGACACCUUCAACGCGUACGUCACCGCCGGUCAGUUCAAGACCACCGACCAGGCUACCUACAUUGCUCAAUUCGUUGCCGGUGUGCAGGCCGCUGAAAGCGCCAUCAGCUACAUUGUCACCAACUACGCCAACAAGAACUAG
Molecule: messenger RNA, 2127 nt
Organism: Pseudozyma hubeiensis SY62
Lineage: Eukaryota; Fungi; Basidiomycota; Ustilaginomycetes; Ustilaginales; Ustilaginaceae
Product: glycoside hydrolase
Exons: 1
Coding region: 1-2127 (708 amino acids)
Biological process (GO): glucan catabolic process
Cellular component (GO): cell surface; extracellular region
Molecular function (GO): glucan endo-1,6-beta-glucosidase activity
Source: RefSeq, a predicted model, not a curated record